Xylaria bambusicola is the source of this 5955-nucleotide messenger RNA. RefSeq names its product ECM29 protein. Lineage: Eukaryota; Fungi; Ascomycota; Sordariomycetes; Xylariales; Xylariaceae. Gene Ontology annotation, cellular component: cytoplasm; nucleus. Gene Ontology annotation, biological process: proteasome assembly. Bases 363 to 5828 code for a protein of 1821 amino acids. The transcript is spliced from 3 exons. The record is from RefSeq and is a predicted model, not a curated record. Gene Ontology annotation, molecular function: molecular adaptor activity.
GUGAGCAACUUGCUGGCUAAACGGGCCAUUGUGAAAAGGCGCGUAACCAAGUCUACCCAAGAACUUUCUCCCAAUUGCGAUUUUCAGACUCAAGCUAGCUUCUGAUUGAUAAUGAAUUGAAUAUUGAUAAGUUGCGGCUUCCUAUGUCUCUCACGCCAAAACCAAAACGUGCCAAGACCCUCUUCAUUGUAUAGAGCCUGUGUGGAGGCUUACUUUUCACAUCACGCCAAUUGUUACCUGGAGUUCAGUGCACGCCAGCCAACCGAACGCGAUAGAGAAUUUCCCAGUAUCUUAAUAAGAAAGACGCAGCCUGGCAAACUCCUUAGCCAAUACGUAUCGUCCCACUCGUCGCGGUCCCGAAAAUGGCUGCAUCCAACGAGGCGACGGAGCUCAAGCUCGUCUCGUCGAUCAGAUACAAAUUUGCCUCUGCGUCGGGAGAUGAGAAAAAGCUUAGUCAAGCUCUUCAAUCGCAGCUUACCUCAUUGCUUGAAAAAGCCGGUAGCCAACACAAGGCUGUUCGAGAGGAUACCUUCAAGGCUUUCAUGAGUGUCAAGAAUUUUGUCCAACCAGCAGGUGUCGUCCUACCCGUUGCGGCCCUCCUAGAACAGUAUAAACAGACCACGUCGCCAAUCGUGAAACAGUUAGAUCUUUCGUUCAUUAGAGAAGGCAUGUCUCGUCUUGAUCAAACAAAACGCCGCGCUCUUCUUCCGGUCAUACUACGUGAUAUAUCAAAAGAGUCUAACUCAGCUAGUGCUGCUGGAUUUUUUAACAUAUUUCUUCGCCUGCUCCUGGAAAUAAAAGUUCCUGGUAGAGGCACAACAGAAGAUCUUGCACUUCGAGAGGCCGUGGGCCUCGCAAAUCCGUCUGAUGCAAAGUACGUAGCGACUUGGCUUGGGAAGCUAUCUCUUUUGCGACAAGACAUAGCUUUAGCACCUGAAGAAGAGAUUCCAUCUAAAUUAGAAGCUUCGCCAUCAGGACUGACAAAAGAAAAUGUUGCCUUUCUACGGAAUAAGGACCCGAAAUCGUACAAGCCGGACGUUCCGAACAGUCUCAGUCUUCCCGAAUGCAAGUUGAAAGCUGUUGGUUUCCUCGCAAGUGGUGCAUUCACCGAUGACGAACGAUAUCUACCCAUGAUAUGUGCAGCGGGUUCUGCUGACUCAAGAAUCUCAUCAAUAGCGGAUGAUGUUAUUAAGCGAGCCGACAUUGAUCUAGAAAACGAGGACGUGAUACAGUCGUUAUUUGCGGCGCAUAGCACAUUUCCAGCGCCUCACAGAAUACAAAUUCUCAGAUUACUUUCAAAAUCAGCUACUGCGUGUGCCCCAAAGCAGCGGGUUGUUGAUGCUGUGAAAGAGGACUUCUCUUUAACCACCGACGAAAAGCCUGUCAUAGUUGGCCUUGAGGCUUUGCGACUCCAUAAGGCCCUCCUCGGCUUCUUGUCUUGGAUCGCACGCAAUAGCUCUGAAACCGAAAAUGAGGACACAAAGAUGGGGCCAGCUCUUGUAACAAUUCUCAAGGAUUACAUACUAGGGCAAGGCUGGCCAGCGCCAAAUCUUCAAAACAAUCAAUCUCGAUCUCAAGAUGAACAACGCCUACGAGCCCAUGCUUACGAGACCAUUGGUACCCUGGCAAGAGCGAGUAAACUCGAUCAUAAAGCAAAAGACUCUCUGCUUAAGUGGCUAUUUGACUCAUUGGUGUCAGAUCCCAGCCCAGACAUCGUUGUAUAUAUCGAGGGCGCCCUUUCCAGUAUGAUGAGUCUUUUCAAGUCUACCGAUACGGCCCAGCACCGGGAUCUUGAGAUACUCCUCCUAGAGUACAUGAAUGUGCCAGAGCGACAGAAUAUAAGGACAGCUCGCCAUGUUGCUGUACGAUUUGCUAAUAACUGUCUGCCGUACAACAAUAUAACAGCGCGAUGGUUAAGUAUAGUAGCUCUUUCCGCUAGCUCCUCCGAGCGUCGCGAUAUCUUGGAAGAAGGACAACGAGGAUUAGACCCUUGGUGGGCCACAAAGUUACACCCGGAAGAGGAGUUGAAGCUGCCUGACUGGGCGGAGCUAACAAAGUUUCUCUUCGAUUCGACAACACGCCAAAUUGAAGAGCAUGAAAUGGCCGUGGACCAGAUUUCUAAAUACACCUUAUAUACUAAUGACCGCCUUCAAGCGUUUUCUGUAGCAAUCCGCUUUGCGAAACAGAUACUACUCCUCGCUGCACUUGCUGAGGAUACUCUCGAGAUAGACUGGGAAGCACGGCUGAAUAACCGAAUUCGUAACGAUCUUGCGGCACAACACUCUAUCAGAAAGUAUAUAAAGACAAUAGAAGCUAAGCCGCUCUUACUCCUUCUGAAUGCAGCGCUCGAUGGACUUCGGGAUCACCCUGAAGUAGGUGCAGAAGACUCUCUCGAUUGUCUGGCGGAUAUUUUAUCAUUUGCCCCUACAGACACUAUUAUUUCGACACUCUCCGGAAGAGCACACGAAUUGCUCGCACUACGUGGAUCUAAUAAUCAAAGGGUUAGGCAGUUGGCAUCUAAAACUUUCGGUAUUCUUGCGCCUUGGGCUGAUCGUACUUCUCUCGACGUUGCUCAAUUACGAGAAUUCUUGUCAUCUACUGAUGAACCGCCGGCCUCUCUGUCAGCCCAAUACCAAUGCUCACUCGUCUGUCUCGCUAGCUGUCUCUCCAAGGCAGCAUAUUAUGGCAGAUUAACAUCUCCUGAAGCAGCGAGUCACAUCGAAUUUGUAGUCAGGUGCUCUCUUUUAGGUUUAAGGGGAAGCGACGCGGGUGUUCAAAAUGCUGCACUUGAUUCUCUCGCACAAUUAUGGACAGCAGACCUUGGUUGGCCUUCGCAAGAAAACGAUUUGAACACUAUCAUCGACUGUCUCGCCUCUCUUGCGGUGAAAGGCAAUGAAAGGUCUAUUUAUGCGCUUGGCAGACUGUCGAUACCAAAGUCAAGUGACGUGCUCCUGAAUGGGGAAUCUCCCGCAAGGAAGGUUUUGGAGAAGUUAUUCAGCCUAUCGGAUAUCAAGCGAACGGAAGUCCACUUUGCCAUUGGUGAAGCAAUAGCCGCGGCAAUAGCCCGUUGGGAUUCUGACUCAGUGCAGCUUAGCAUCGAUGUCCAAGCGGCUGGACAUGGCGAGGACAUCAUAAAGACCCUCCGUAAAAAGCCGGACCAAGUCAGUGACACUCUUAAUAAGUUCAUCACUGACAGCAAACAAACAAAGCCGUCUCUGAUCAAGGCAUCGGGUAUAUGGUUGUUCUGCGUCAUUCAGUACUGUUCCGGCUUGCCCGACAUUCAAUCACGACUCCGAGAAUGUCAAAUAGCUUUCAUGCGGUUAUUGACGGCUCGUGACGAGCUUGUACAAGAAACUGCCUCUCGCGGUUUGGCUUUAGUGUAUGAGAAGGGCGAUCAGUCGCUAAAAGGCGAUCUUGUCAAGGAUCUCGUCGCCAGUUUUACUGGCACAAACACGCAACUUAAGGUUGAUGACGACACAGAGCUUUUCGAUGCAGGAGCACUACCCACAGGCGAAGGCAAAUCAAUCACCUCGUAUAAGGACAUUAUCAACCUGGCCAAUGAGGUAGGAGACCAAAGUCUUAUCUAUAAAUUCAUGGCCCUAGCAACAAACGCCGCUACGUGGACGGCUCGUUCGGCAUUCGGGAGAUUCGGGCUGAGUACAAUUCUAUCCGAUGCCGAACUCGACCCUAAAAUAUAUCCAAAGCUCUAUCGAUAUAGAUUUGACCCUAAUCCCAAUGUUCGGAGAUCAAUGGAGGAUAUUUGGAAGGCCGUUGUCAAAGAUCAGACUUUGACCAUUGACGUCCAUUUUGACUCUAUUAUGACCGACCUACUCAAGAGCAUUCUUGACGGCCGUGAGUGGCGUGUCAGAGAGGCUAGUUGUGCUGCCAUUGCCGAUCUCAUAUACGGACAACCCUAUCUCAAGUAUGAGAAAUAUUAUACCGAUAUCUGGCAGGUUGCGUUGCGGGUUCUGGAUGACCAGAAAGGCUCGGUAAGAGAAUCAGCUCUCAAACUUUGCAUUGGUCUUUCAAAGACUCUAGUGUCCCAACUGAAGGAGAACAACUCUUCCUCCUCGACCCAGGCCAUGAUUGCACAGGUUCUUCCGUUCUUGCUUUCUGAUAAAGGAAUCGAGAAUUCUGUGAAAGAGGUUAAACUUGUGGCCAUUACCACAGUACUAGACGUCGUCAAGAACGGAGGUGAUACCUUAAAACCCUUCAUCCCCACAAUCACAACCCAUUUCCUCGGGCUACUUAGUACAGUUGAACCAGAUCAAAUCAAUUACUACUAUCAAAGGGUCAGCGAGGAAGACCGUGAAGGACUUGACAGGCUGAGAAGCCAAGCGGCCACGCGGUCCCCAUUAUUCGAAUGCAUCGCCGACUGUCUCCGAUUUACUGAUGAUGCUGUUAUGUCCCAACUUGCUCCUCAGCUAGUAGCGACUAUCAAGUCAGCACUUGGAAUGCAAACCAAGAUUGGCUGUAGUGAAGUACUUAGCACAUUGGCUCUGCGUCAUAGCAUUUAUCUCACCCCCUAUAGCGCUCUGUUUGUGAAGAGCCUACACGCACAGAUCCUAGACCGCAACAAUGAAGUAAGCAAAGCAUAUGCAAAGAGUGCGGCGUAUCUACUCAGGUCUGCUUCACCCGAAACUCGAGACCGGUAUAUAAAUAGGCUGGUUGACUUAUACUUUGCUGCUGAAGACGAAGUGCGGCGACAGAAAGUAGGAGAUGCGGUUCUCGCCAUUGCUAAAGUGUCGCCCGAUGCCUUCACGGAUCUUGAAACCCAGCUCUUGCCCUUCGCAUACUUUGCCAAAUUCGACACGGACGAGUAUGUCUCAGAAGUCUGCGAAGCUGCCUGGAAUCAGCAUGCGGGAGGGCAUCACACGGUGAGACGCUAUGUCAACGAGAUUUCAGUUCUUGUAUCCAAAGGCUUGGAGACGUCAAAGUGGGCUUUACAGCAUGCAGCUGCAUUUACAGUUGCCUCUAUGAUUACUGCCUUAAGCAAUGCUGCUGGGAAAGACGGGCAGUUUAGUGAAUCGGUCGUCCGACAAAUAUGGCCAGUGCUUGAUAAGACACUCUCACUGAAGACGUUCAAGGGCAAGGAAAAGCUAAUAGCUGCGUAUCCUGUCUUUAUCAGACACAGUAAGAAAUUCUGGGAAGGCGACACGGCAACAUCAGCUCAAACCAAGAAGAUUGCGCUUCGGGAAGCUAAACGUAACAACGACGAGUAUAGGCCUCAUGCUUUCGAAGCCCUGGCCGAUUAUGCAGCCGUAAGAGAGGAUGUAGAUAUGUAUGCAGAGGUGGUGACACUUGUAUCUGACUAUCUUACGCCGGAUACCGAAGCACACAAGCUGACGGAGCUGGAGCGAAAAACCACCGAGGCGGCAUUGAAGACUGUCAUAACAGCUUAUAACCGCCCAAGAAUGCGAUCAGCGCCAGCUAGUAUACUCAGCGACGUAGCUACCACCAUCGAGGGAGCAAAGCAAUCCAUCUCCAUUGCCAAAGACACAUUAUUCACUUACGCUCUGGACCUUCUAGACCAAGCCGCUAAGUCAGCAGUUCCAACGAGCACCGACGAAAGCCUGCUGGCGAAGAGAUGGUUCAACCUUCUACUCCACGAUGAAUCUAAUGUUGCGCUAGAGAGUCAGAGGACCGCGAGAGCGAAGGCGCUACUUGCAUUUGUAACAGCAUGGGAGAAAGGCGUGUUUGGCCUUGCCAAUGAGCAGGUCUCAUUGAAAGAUGACAUGGGACAGAAAUUGGCACAAAUGAAGACGACUGAAAGAUCACUGGAUGUACAGAGGAUACUCGAUCAGGCAUCCCAGAAAUUCAAGGGAUGAUUGUUAUAGAAGCUUGUGAUGUACUUGAUUAACUAGAGUAGAUUUCACUUUCCGAAUGGCCUGCGUUAAUGUUGAAACUAUAGCUUGCUGUAAAAUACCGUCUUGAAGUGAAACAGCAUUGUCUUCU